AUGAUUCAACAUCCUGGAAUCAAGAAUGAAACAGCAAUUAUUUUGAAAGGACUUCAGGGAACAGGUAAAAACAGAUUUACAGAUAUUAUUUCUGAACUUCUCGCUGGUUAUUCAUGUAAAAACAUUACUGAAAUAAGUGAGCUAACGGGUAAUUUCAACUCAGUAGUUGAAAAUAAAAUGUUUCUUGUACUUAAUGAACUCAAGAAUGUAGGUGAAGACAGACUCGCAAACUUCAACGCUUUGAAAUCAAUUAUAACGGAUAAUGAGAUUAGAAUUAAUGAAAAGAAUCAACCCAGAAGAACUGCUCAGAAUGUUGCAAACUUCAUUUUCGUAACUAACAACGUCUACCCUGUCAAAAUUGAAGUUGGAGACAGAAGAUACGUAGUUUUAAGAGUUAAUGGUAAAUUCAAGGGUCAAUUUGAUUACUUCAAGAAUUUAAUGGAUUCAUGCACAAAGGAAUUUUAUGAUAACCUUUUAACAUAUUUUAUGCAAUAUGACCUUUCAUCAUUUAAUGUACGAAUCAUUCCGAUGACUGAAGCCAAACAAGAUUUAAUCGAGUUAUCAACAAAUCCUUUAGAUGAAUGGAUAAAUACACAUUAUGAUGAAUUAUGUGCAGGUAUGACGUGUAAAAAUGCUCUAUUCUGCAAACCAUCAGACAUGAAAGACAAAAACUUUCAAAUGAGCAUUAAGGAUAAAUGUGAAAGGAAACAAAGAAAAAUAGAUGGUAAACAAACAUGGUAUUAUGUUUUGAAAGAAGAAAUGAAAGGAUUAUAUAAACAAAUUGAACCAAACGAUAAUGAGGAAUCAUUUACUGACGAUGAAAUACCUGUGAAUGAAGCUUUAUAA
Molecule: messenger RNA, 846 nt
Organism: Trichomonas vaginalis G3
Lineage: Eukaryota; Parabasalia; Trichomonadida; Trichomonadidae
Exons: 1
Coding region: 1-846 (281 amino acids)
Source: RefSeq, a predicted model, not a curated record